Messenger RNA from Durusdinium trenchii, 1918 nucleotides. Lineage: Eukaryota; Dinophyceae; Suessiales; Symbiodiniaceae. The record is from the annotation of a GenBank genome assembly.
AGCAAAUCCAAGCUGAACUCCAACAAAGAGAGGUCCACAGAGUGGCUGUCCCCAUGGCAGCCGAGCAUGGCACGCUGUCGCGCCUGAGCUGUCACGCCGAGCAGCUGCGACUCUCAUGCCUCGUGCUCGUCGGCCGCCCAGUGAGGACUCAGAUGAGGUCCUGGCCGAGUAUGAUGAGGCGGAGGCCGUACGCUUGAAGACACCCUCACCCGAGUACGAGGAGGAGCAAGUGGCUCCAGGUGAGUAUCGCGAUGCCAAGAGAAAGAAGAAGGAGAAGAAGAAAAAGAAGAAACACAAAGAAGGUUCAGAGGAGAGGCCCAGAAAGAAGGCCAGGAAGCACCAAGCAGAUGCGAGUGCAUCCCAAGCAAUGUCCAUGUCCUUGGCCUAUGGCGCCUAUGGAGCCUAUGGCUAUGGCGGGUGGAUACCAGGUAUGCCAUACCCGACCAUGCCAAGCAUGCUAAAUGCGGCAAGCAUGCUAAAUGCGCCAAGCAUGCAGAGUCGUGUGCCAAGCAUGCAGAGUGCUCCGAGCAGUAAGCCUUCGAACAUCUUCAGAGCGCCAGGCUCGAUGCUCAUUCCGGAGGCUGCUCCGAUGAUUCCGACACUGCACAGCGUCCUCACUGGUGAAGUGCAGAUGCUCACGCCUCGUGGGGCUCUCCUUCGACUGAGCGACCAAUCCCAAGUGCGCUACCUGGAUGGCUUGCUGCGACGCCGUCCCGAAGAGCCGGCGAAGAGCGUCGGCGCCAAGUGCUUCGUCAAGGUGGUGCGCAUCGAAGCUGGGAUGGUGAUUGUGGAAACCAAAGAUGUGGAUCAGGAAGUGGGCAAAGACCUGGAUCCUGAACACGAGAAGGCGGAAAUCGAGGAGUGGUUGGACGUGCCCAUGCGUUUGGUGGGUCGCGUGAUCGGCCGCAAGGGCGAGACGAUCCGCAAGAUCUGCGAGGAGAGCGGCGCUGAUUUGCGCUUUGACGAGACCGUUCGAGAAGAGCUAGGAGGAAACACCAAGAGGAAGACCACAGGUGGCACUGGAGAUGAUAUGCGCAAGUUCUUGGAGGCAGCGCAGGAGGAUGCCGAGCUCACAGCCAAGAUGGAGGAGGAGCCCCAAGAUGAGACAGCGGAGCCUGCCGACGACUUGCGGGCCUUCCUUGCAGAAGCACAGGCCGAUGCUCCACGAGCAGCGGAGAUCGAGAAUGAGGAGGAGGGAGAGGUCCAAGAGGCUGCAGGAGAUCUGGCCGCCUUCUUGAGGGCAGCCAAGGCCGACGAGGCCGAGCAGGCCGACCUCUCACAGCUUCCUGCCAGGAGCUUUGUCCCCGCGGUGGAGUUCAUCGCCUACUCCCUGGAGAACUGGGACGAGCUCCUCUAUCGGAAGAUGGGCGACGCCGGAGUCUCCCUGGUCUACCCUGAGAAUCUGUCGAUCACGGACAAAGAGGGACAAGCCGUGGACAUCGAGAAAGGCUUGAGGCAAAAGCAUUUCCCCAUCCGCGUGCGUUAUAUCCUGACCUCGGACACCUACGUGAAAGACUUGAAGCCUCAGGAGGAGGCGAAGAAGGAAGAUGCAGAGGUGAAGGUCAAGGAGGAAGAGGCCCCAGAGGAGAGGAAGAACACAAAGCCAGCCAAAGCCUCUGUGAAUAGGAAGGACGCGAUCUACGUCAGUGGUUUGGAGGGUCUCUCCAAAAAGCAAGUCUUCGAGGUCUUCAAGUCCAAGUCACUACCUUUGCCCUUGACCGUGGAUCGCGUCUCCUCCUCCGACUCCAUUUGUGUCUUCGCCGACGUGCAAGAUGCGCAGACGGCCAUGGGCGCGAUGGAAGCUCAUGGCCACGGGGUGCAGGUGCGUCUGGCAACCAUGGCCGAGAUUCGACAGAAGGCCUUCAACAGGUUCAAAGAAGUCCCCAAAGAGGAGUUCAUGCGUUUGCGCAUCAACGGC